GGUCCAUGUUUUCCUUCCAGGCCCAAAAAAGAACCAUCGGCUUAGUCAUGUAGAGGGCGCUGAGGGCCUCGACAUAAACAAGGCGAGGAUGACGACAGCAGUGUCUGAGAGUUGGAGUCGGUGAAGUGUGUCCAGAAUGGGACCAGGAGGCGGGACACUGGGACACCACGUGUCUCAAGAUCCAAUCGCCCAGAUGAAUACCUUCCGCUCCUACGUGUCCAUGCUGGCGGACUCCGGCUCCAAGGAUGAAAACAAACUCAAGGCAGCGCAGGCCCUCAGCGAGGACCUGGAGGCAAUUGUUGCUUCCCCCCAGUAUCCAGCAUUUCUUGAACAUGCCAUGAAAAUAUUUAUCAAGAUCCUCAGUGAAGGGGAUCCACUCUUCAUAUCAGAGUACAACAUACAGCAACUCCGCAAGCUGAUCCUGGAGAUGAUCCACCGCCUCCCCAGCAAUGAGCAGCUCAAGGUGUACCUCCGGCAGAUCCUCUCCCUCAUGUUCCGCCUCCUGGAGACCGACAAUGAGGAGAAUGUGAUGGUGUGUCUCCGCAUCAUCAUCGAGCUGCACAAAACAUUCCGCCCGCAGUUCAGUCCAGAGAUCCAGCAGUUUCUCCAAUUUGUGAAGAACAUGUACCGGGACCUCCCAAACCACAUGAACAAGAUCUUUGAGCCACGGCCGGUCAUCAGGGUGACUGACCUGUCCGAGGUGAACGUGGACAACCUGCUCAAGGAGACAUUCAGCAUCACGCCCAUCCACACCGAGAAGAAGCUCCCUGACGGCACGCCCAUCACGUACAACCUGAUCCCCCGGGCGGUGCUGUCCCUGAAGGUGCUGACGGAGCUGCCCAUCAUUGUGGUGCUCAUGUUCCAGCUGUACAAGCAGCAAGUGUACCAGGAUGUGGCAGACUUCAUCCCACUCAUCAUGAACACCAUCAUCCUGCAGCCCUACCAGCAGCACCGGGACCACGAGUCCUUCAACAAGGAGGUGUUUGUUGACCUGAUCGCUGCCCAGAUCAAGACCCUCUCCUUCCUGGCCUACAUCCUCAAGAUCUACCAGGACGUGGUGGCCCAGCACUCAGCCAAGCUGGUGUCCGGGAUGCUCACUCUGCUGGCCCUGUGCCCCAAUGAGGUGGCACACUUGAGGAAGGAGCUGCUCAUUGCCACUAAGCAUAUUUUGGCCCUAGAACUUAGAAAUAGGUUUGUGCCUCACAUUGACAGGCUUUUUGAUGAAAGCCUUCUGUUUGGACGCGGCUGGACCGCCCACGAGACUCUCCGGCCCCUGGCUUACUCCACACUUGCUGACCUGGUCCAUCAUGUCCGCCAGCAAUUGGACAUGGGGGCUCUGACACGAGCCGUGCACCUGUUUUCAAAGAAUAUUCACGAUGAAACGCUUCCUACCAGCAUCCAGACCAUGUCCUGCAAGCUGCUGCUCAACCUGGUGGACUGCAUCCGUACCCGCAGCGACUCCAACCACGAGCCCGGUGCAGGUCGGGACCUGCUCAUCCGCAUGCUGCACGUCUUUGUCAACAAGUUCAAGACCAUUGCACAGCUGCAGCUUCCCUACCUGAAGAACAAGCAGCAGCAGCAGCUUACUGGCACCUCAAGCAGCACCUCAACUGCCCUGCAGGCUCACGGGUCCACGUCCACUGUCACUGUUGUCCAGGAAGACCGGAAAGAAGACGUCAAAAUGAGCAUCACUGAGACUGAAAAUAAAGACAAGGAAACCCAGAGGAUUGGCUUUCCCCCCAAUGUGACGGUGAACUACAGUGUUUCUGACUGUCGAGCCUUGGUGAAGACACUGGUGUGUGGGGUGAAGACCAUCACCUGGGGCUGUGCCUCCUGCAAGUCAUCAUCUGACUCUGCUCUCACACUCAGCAAAUCCUUCCACCCCAAAGAAACUCUUGUGUUCAUCAGACUCGUCAAGUGGGCCAUGCAGGCCCUGGACAUCUACACACUCAAUGCUCCGGGCAACCAGCAGCAGGCGACACAGAAGGGACAGGUUCCUCAGACAGUCCGUUCCAAGGAAGAGAAGGAAGUCCUGGAGCAUUUUGCUGGUGUGUUCAUCAUGAUGAAUCCCUCCACCUUCAGGGAGAUAUUCUCCACCACCAUUGACUAUGUUGUGGAGCGGAUCUACCACAACACAGCCUUGCAGAUUGUUGCUAAUUCAUUCUUGGCAAACUCCACCACAUCCCCAAUAUUUGCAACAAUACUGGUGGAGUAUUUGCUGGGCCACAUGGAGGAGAUGGGGACGUCGAUGGACAGAUCAAACUUGUACCUGAAGUUAUUUAAGUUGGUGUUUGGUUCAGUCUCCCUCUUUGCAGCAGAGAAUGAACAGAUGCUGAAGCCACACCUGCACCAGAUUGUAAACAGAUCCAUGGAGCUGGCGAUGAGUGCAAAGGACCCGUACAACUACUUCCUCUUGCUGCGUGCUCUCUUCCGCUCCAUUGGAGGAGGGAGCCACGACCUGCUGUACCAAGAGUUCCUGCCGCUGCUGCCAACACUCCUGCAGGGCCUCAACAGCCUGCAGAGUGGCCUUCACAAACAGCACAUGAAGGACCUCUUUGUGGAGUUGUGUCUGACGGUACCAGUGCGCCUCUCAUCCCUGCUGCCCUACCUCCCCAUGCUGAUGGACCCCCUAGUGUCUGCCUUGAAUGGUUCCCAGACUCUCAUCUCACAAGGCUUAAGAACACUUGAGCUCUGUGUGGACAACCUUCAGCCUGACUUCCUGUAUGAACACAUCCAACCCGUGAGAGCUGAGCUGAUGCAGGCUUUGUGGAAGACACUGAGGAACCCCAAUGACACCAUCGCUCAGGUUGCUUUCAGAGUGCUCGGGAAGUUUGGCGGCGGGAACAGGAAGAUGAUGAUCGAGCCCCAGAAGCUGGAGUACAAUGAGCAGGAGACCCCAAGCACCUGUGUCAGCAUCCAGUUCUCCGACCACAAGUCCCCCAUCACCUUACCUGUGGAGAAGAUCAUCGAGACAGCGUUCACAGCUCUCAAGACUUCCAACACCGAGCCUUGGUACCGACGGCAGUGCUGGGAGGUGAUCCGCUGCUUCCUCAUUGGCUCCAUGCAGUUUGACGAGGAGAAGCACUUGGUCAAUAAGCUCUUCACACAUCCAAGCUUCAGGGAGGGCGAGAUCUCCACCGUCCAUGGCCCUUACUACAAGUGCCAGGAUGAACAAGCCAGACAGGUGCACCAAAUGGCAGUGACGGCAAUGUUCGUGGCUGCGGCGAUCAAGGACCUUCGUCAGAGUGUGCUGCCGACCAUGGUGUCCUUGGUGAGGCACUACACCAUGGUGGCCAUCGCGCAGCAAGCCGGCCCCUUCAACAUGAUGGGCCGCUGGAGCAAGGUGCAGGGCAUGGAUCCUCUGGUGCUGAUCGAUGCCCUGGCUGUCAUUAUGGGCCACGAGGAGAAGGAGCUCUGCAAACCGGGCCAUCUUGCUCUUGUGCUCAUCAUGGAGGCUGCCACUAAUAUUCUGGGGACCAAGGAGAGGGCCUGCCAGCUCCCCCUUAUGGAGUACCUGGUGGAGAAGAUGUGUGGCCUGUGUUACGAGCGGGCGUGGUAUGCCAAGCUGGGAGGUUGCAUUGCUAUCAAGUUCCUGUUCGAGAGAAUGGCCUUGAAAUGGGUCUUGGAGCACCAGUUUCCUUUCCUUCGGGCUCUUCUCUUCGUCAUGAUGGACCUGACGGGGGAGGUGUCCAGCGGGGCCGUGGACAUGGCAAAGAACAACCUAGAGAGGAUGUUGCGGGUCUGUGCCUCGCCGCUUGAGGGUGAGAACAACACCGAGGAUAUGAAGCAGAUACAGAACAAGAGCCUGCAUGAUGUGACUCACGAGCUGGUGCGGCAGGUGACCUCCCCCAACACCACCGUGAGGGAGCAGGCCAUGCAGAGCCUCCAUGUCCUAGCCAAGCUGAGUGGAAAGGGUGUGACGGAGGUGAUGCAGCCACACAAGGACGUCCUGGCUGACAUGAUACCCCCCAAGAAGCAUCCCCUCCGCCAGCAGCCAGCAAAUGUGCAGAUUGGCCUGAUGGAUGGGAACACUUUUUGUACAACCUUGGAGCCGAGGCUGUUCACCCUGGAUCUAAACAUGAAUGAACACAAAUUCUUCUACACUGAAUUACUCAUGUUGGUUGAAACUGAGGAUUCAUAUUUGGCCAAGCUUUCAUGUUACAAGAAUAUAGCAAAUUUAGUUCCACUGAGAAAGUCCGCCCUGAAAGCCCUUGCAGCUUGCCAUUACAUUCCUCAGAUUCGGGAGAAGAUAUUCCCCACUUUGUACAAAGCCCUCAACAACUCCUCCCACCCUGAGCUACAAGAGACUGCCUUCGAGUGUCUCAAGAAGUUCCAGAGUGGGUGUCAGAUUGACAUGGAAAUGGUGCACGCUGCCAUGAGGCCGCUGCUGGGCCUGGUGUGUCACUACAGGAGCGUCACCCUCCCUGUGAUUCACCACCUCUCAUACCUGACCCAGCUGUUCCCGUAUACCUUCAAUGAGAAGCUGUGUGAACAACUGACCCAACACGUCAAGAAUCUGAUAGAGGUAGCAAGUCUAACGAGAAAGCAGAAUACAUCAGUGACCAAGCAAGAUAACAGUGAUCUGAAACUGUGUGCAAACAUCAUUGGCAUUUUCCACCAGAUCCCGGCCGCCUCCUCAAGGUUUGUGGAGGUGCUGUGCAAGCUUGUGCUGCAGACAGAGAGGGCACUCAUGAUAGAGGCCGGGAGCCCCUUCCGAGAGCCUCUGAUGAAGUUCCUGAUGAGGUACCCGGCAGAGACGGCCGACUUGUUCCUGUCCGAUCCCCACGCCCGUGACCAGCAGUGGGCCCGCUACCUGGAGUACCUGGUGCGCCACAAGGACAACACAGAGUUCCGGCAGCACCUGCAGGUAUGUAACGAGAAGCUGCUGACCGUGCUGCGGGCCGCCCCGACGCCUCCCACCCUUGUCACGGGCCAGGCGCAGCAGCCGGCCACAGCCUUCACGCCCGCUGACAAGGCCCAGCUCCAGUACCUGGCCAUACGCAUCACACUGCUGCUGGCCAGGAUGGAUGACCAGUGGAUUGCCUCGCGUUCCUCCCUGGUGGCAGCCAUCCGGAACAUCUGGGUGUCGGACGAGUUCCAGGAGCGCCAUCACUCUGCUGAGAACACAGACUUCAUCCACUGGAAGGAGCCAAGGAUGAUGGUGUCCAUCCUGCUGAUGUACUUCAAGCACCACACAGAUGACAUCCGGCUCCUCUUUGAGCUGCUCAGGGCAUUCAUUGGACGCUUCAUCCCAGACUUCCAGUUUCUGAGAGACUUCCUGGAGCAGGAGGUUGCUCAGACCUACUCUGUCAAGUGGAAGAGGUCCGCGUUCUUCCAGUUUGUUGAGGUCUUUGAGGAUAUUUCUGUCCAGCAGGAGUUGAAGGCUCGCAUCCUACAGUACAUCAUCAUCCCCUGCCUCACCGUGAGCAUGGAGUGCGGGGACGGGGAAAAGCUGAUUGGCUAUCCACCAGCCCCGGACCAAGACCACACAGACAACGUUGUGUCCGUCUUCAUCACCAGAGUCAUCAACCCUGACGAGCCCUUCGUGUACAGUGAUGCAGUGAGGAUCCUGCUGCUGCAGCUGUCCUGCCUCCUGGUGGAGCAGGCCUCGGCACACAUCCACGAUGCAGGCAACAAGAGGCAAGGGCAGAAGCUCCGCAGACUCAUGACCUUCGCCUGGCCGUGCCUCCUGUCCAAGAACUGUGUGGACCCGGCAACCAAGUACCACGGCCACUUGCUGCUCUCACACAUCAUCGCCAAGUUUGCCAUACACAAGCGCAUUGUCCUCCAGGUGUUCCACAGCCUCUUGAAGGCACAUGCCAUGGAGGCAAGAUCUGUGGUGCGCCAAGCCCUGGAGAUACUCACACCAGCAAUGCCAGUUCGUAUGGAAGAUGGAAACACGAUGCUCACACACUGGACCCGCAAGAUCCUGGUGGAGGAGGGCCACUCAGUAGGCCAGCUGGUCCACAUCCUGCAGCUGGUGGUGCGUCACGCCAACGUGUACUACCCCGUGCGCCACCACCUCACCCACCACAUCACCCAGGCCAUGCACCGCCUCGGCUUCACCCCCACGGCCAACCUGGACCAGAGGAGGCUGGCCGUGGACCUGGCCGAGGUGUGCAUCAAGUGGGAGGAGCAGCGUGUCAGGGAGGAGGCGGAGAGUGAUGGCAGCUGUGACACUCUCAUCCAGCAGCUACAGCAGCAGCCGGGCGGGAUCAAGCGCUCCUCCUCCACUGAUGGACCUGAGGCCAAGCGUGCCCGGGUGUCCAUUGGCAGCUCUCGGGGCAGCAUUGACGUCAGCAAGCCCAUGGAGAAGACUCACGCUGAUGCUGUGGUGUACUUCCUGCUGCGCUUGGCCUGCCAGGUCAACGAAAGCACAGCCACUCCAGGCACGGUGGCCCCAGGAGAAGCUCUCUCCCGACGCUGUGUCUCACUGCUCAAGAGGGCCCUCAAGCCAGACAUGUGGCCUCAUGCAGACCCCAAACUGGCUUGGCUGGACAAACUCUUCCUCAAUUUGGAGUCUUCCCAGCCAAACUUGGCUAACGUGUGUGUGGGCCUGGAGGUGCUAACCUACCUCAUUGGAACGCUGCGACGGGAGCAAAUCCUGAGUGCCAUGCGCAACCUGACCCGAGGGCUGGUGGCCUGCAUGACCUGCAGCAACUCCAGGGUGGUGCGCCUCACCCACUCCCUGCUGGCACGGCUCAUGUCCACCUUCCCCACGGAGCCCACCAGCGCCAACGUUGCCUCUCGCUUUGAGGAGCUGGAAGAUCUUUACUCUAAGAUUGGCAAGAUUGUCCUGGAUGGUCUGACGUCUUACGAGAAGAAUGCCAGUGCCUCCCCGACCUCUCUCUUUGGCACCCUCAUGAUACUGAAGGCAGCGUGCCAGAACAAUACCUGCUACAUCGACAGACUCAUCAUGCCCUUCAUGAAGGUCCUGCAACGCAUGGCCCGGGACCACCUCGGCCACACGGCCACAGAAAACUGCUCCGUGGGAAGUGAACUCUUGAUUCUGUCUCUGGAUCUAGUCAAGAAUCGUGUAGGAGUCAUGGGGGUGGAGAUGAGGAAGGCCUUUAUUGGUACCAUCUUGGUUGGUUUGAUUGAGAAAACUCCUGAUGUGAAGGUUAUGAAGGCCAUAACCAAGAUGGUGGAGGAGUGGGUCAAGAACAAGACUCCGAUAGCCAUCAACCAGGGCCCCAGCCUGAGGGAGAAGUCCAUCCUCCUGGUGAAGCUGAUGCAGUACGUGGAGAAGCGCUUCUCUGAUGACAUAGAGCUCAUGGCACAGUUCCUGGAGCUGGUGAACCACGUGUACCGAGACGACACCCUCAGGAACACGGAGCUAACGGCCAAGCUGGAGCCCGCCUUCCUGGCCGGCCUGCGGUGCACCCAGCCGCCCAUCAGGGCCAGGUUCUUCCAGGUGUUCCACGAGAGCAUGAGGCCCAGGCUGCACGAUCGCCUCCUCUACACCAUCUGCUCCCAGAACUGGGACCACAUGGGCCCCCACUACUGGAUCAAGCAAUGCAUCCAGCUGCUGCUUGUCACAUCACAGCCAGGCACGCCAGUCCAAAACAGCUCACAACAAGUCCUGCUGCCUGGCGUGACCUCAGUCAUCAGCUGGGCCGACGCCGCAGACCGCGCCAACUUCAACGUUUUUGCCAGCAUCAAGGAGGAAGCGAGUGACCUUGACUCAGCGUUUGAAUCUACAGUUGAGAAGGAGGUAAAAGUGCAGGCAGUCACCCUCCCCUUUGAGGAUGAAAUUGACAUUGAACUAUCAUCUGUCCCGGCCGAUGGCUCUCAGUCCAUUGAUGGAACAGUGAAGAUACAAGCAAACCCUAAAGCUAAUUUGCAUCAGCUCCUGUCCAGACAGGCCAAGUUCAUGGAGGGUGUGAAGGAAGUGUGCACAACCCAGUUCCUGUCGGCUGUAGCAGAGCUGUGCCACAUGGACACCAGCCUUGCAGAGUGGGUCUGGCUGCAGCUGUUCCCUCGGAUAUGGAAAGUCCUUAGUGAGAAACAGCAGCAGGGUAUAGCCAGUGAGGUCAUCCCCUUCCUGUGCUCCGGGUCACAUGUCAUACAAAAGGACUGCCACCCGUCUGCCCUCCACACCUUCACGGAGGCCCUCGCCCAGUGCCAGCCUCCAGUCACCAUCCGGCCGGCCAUCAUGAAGUACCUGGGCAAGAGUCACAACCUGUGGCACCGCAUGACACUCCUCCUUGAGCAGCUGGCUCUAGAGCAGGGCGCCACCACCACACCACGCUCCCUCAAGAAAGACUACCAUGACUCCUUUGAUAUGGAGCCAGUCACCAGUCCUCAGCAGGAGGUCCUUGAUUCCCUGUCUGAGAUGUACUCGCUUCUCAAAGAGGAAGAUUUGUGGGCUGGACUCUGGCAGACCAUCGCACACUACCCAGAGACGAGACUGGCUGUUACCUAUGAGCAGCACGGCUUCUUGGAGCAGGCACAGGCCACGUAUGAGCUUUCCAUGUUCAAGGCCAGGGAGGACAUGGCAGUCGUUCCGUCCCCGGGGAAGCUACAGUCAGAAAUGAAACUCUGGGAGGAGCGCUGGAUCAGGUGUGCCAAGGAGCUGAACCAGUGGGACCUCGUGCAGGACUAUGGCAGCAGCGAGGCCUCCGGGAACCCUCUGCUGGUGCUGGAGAGUGCCUGGAGGGUUCCCAACUGGGCCCGCAUGAAGGAGGCGCUGGCACAUGUGGAGCAGUCAUACCCCAAGGAGCUGGCCUGGAAGAUCAACUUGUACCGAGGAUAUUUGGCCAUUUGUCACCCCGAGGAGGAGCACCUGAAGCUCGUGGAGAAGCUCGUGGAGGCGGCAACUGUGCUCUGCAUCAGGGAGUGGAAGAGGCUGCCACACAUUGUCUCCCACAUUCAUCUGCCUUACCUGCAAGCUGCUCAACAGGUUAUGGAGUUACAAGAAGCAUGCCAGAUUCACCAAGGCCUGGUGCACGGGCGGACCAACUCACUACACGACAUGAAAGCCAUUGUGAAGACGUGGCGCAACCGCCUCCCAGUCAUUGCCGACGACCUGUCUCACUGGUCAGACAUCUUCACCUGGCGCCAGCACCACUACCAGUUCAUCGUGGACCACUACACGGACUCAGGGGAACACCAGAGUAUGCUUGGAGUCCAUGCCUCAGCCCAAGCAAUCAUUCACUUUGGAAAAAUUGCCCGCAAGCACAACCUGAGUAACGUGUGCCUGGAGUCCCUCUCCCGGAUACACACCAUUCCUUCAGUCCCGGUGGUUGACUGCUUCCAAAAGAUUCGGCAGCAGGUCAAGUGUUACCAUCAGAUGGCCAUGGCCACGGGCAUGGGCAAGAAUGAACUGCAGGGGGGCCUGGAGGUGAUUGAGUCCACCAACCUCAAGUUCUUCAACAAGGACAUGACUGCAGAGUUUUAUGCUCUCAAAGGAAUGUUCUUAUCCCAGCUGAAUCGAAGUGAUGAGGCCAACAAAGCUUUGAGUGCAGCAGUGCAGCUCCACGAUACCCUAGUGAAGGCGUGGGCUCUAUGGGGUGACUACCUGGAGGCCCUGUUCACCCGGGACCCAUCCCACGUGGAGUACGGUGUGUACGCCAUCACCUGCUACCUCCAUGCCUCACGCCACCAGAACGAGUCCAAGUCAAGGAAGUAUCUUGCUAAGGUUCUUUGGCUGCUAAGCUAUGACGAUGAAGCAGGCAGCCUGAGUGAGGCUGUGGACCGCUACUGUGUGGGUGUGCCGGCAAUACAGUGGCUGCCCUGGAUUCCUCAGCUGCUGACCUGCCUUGUGCGGCCUGAGGGAAAGGUUAUCAUUAAUUUAUUGAACCAAGUUGGACGGAUGUUCCCUCAAGCUGUGUACUUCCCAAUCAGGACCUUGUACCUCACACUCAAGAUAGAGCAGCGAGGGAGGAUCAAAAGUGGUCUCUCCCCUUAUGUAGAUCCAGCAGCAGUUGCUUCCCAAAAGGCUCAACAGCAGAGUCAACAGCAACAACAACAGCAGCAACAACAGCCACAGCAACAGCAGCAGCAGCAACAACAGUCUCAGACCCAGACAGGGCAGGCACAGCAGACCCCACAGAUGACUGGCCAGCAGCAGGGCUCAGAAACAGCAGGCUCCAUCAAGGCCACGGAGCCCAUGUGGCGGUGUUCACGCAUCAUGCACAUGCAGAAAGAGCUCCAUCCCACCGUCCUGGCGUCCUUGGAGGGGAUUGUGGACCAGAUGGUGUGCUUCCGUGAGUACUGGGACGAGGUCGUGUUGCGGCAGCUGCGACAAGCACUUGCAAAAUGUUAUGCUGUGGCCUUUGAGAACUCAGGAGCUGUCUCUGAGGCCAACAUAACCCCACAUACAUUGUCAUUUGUGAAGAAGCUUGUCUCAACAUUUGGAAUUGGUAUUGAGAACAUCAGUAGCUCAGUGAGUGGUGGCGGGCAGUACGCAAGUGCAGCUUCGGAGUCCCUGGCCAGGCGUGCUCAAGCCACUGUUCAGGACCCGGUGUUCCAUAAGAUGAAGGGACAAUUCACCUCAGACUUUGACUUCAUACAGCUGGGAGCCAUGAAGCUGCACAACUUGAUUCACAAAUUGAAGAAGUGGAUCAAGAUCUUGGAGGCAAGAGUUAAGCUUCUGCCAAAGUGGUUCCUGAUUGAAGAGAAGUGCCGAUACUUAAGUAACUUCAGCCUUCAGACAGCAGAAGUGGAGUUGCCUGGGGAGUUCCUGUUGCCAAAGCAUUCUCACUACUACAUAAGAAUAGCCCGCUUCAUGCCGCGAGUUGACAUAGUCCAGAAGCACGGCACCGCUGCCCGGCGCCUGCACAUCCGAGGGCACAAUGGCCGGGUCUACCCCUACCUCGUCGUCAAUGACUACUCCUUGAGUGACGCUCGGCGAGAGGAACGGGUCCUUCAGCUGCUCAGGAUGCUGAAUCACUUCUUUGCCAAACAGAAGGAGACGAGUCGACGUUUGGUGAAUCUGAGUGUGAGUCGCGUUGUAGCAGUGUCCCCACAGAUGAGGCUGGUGGAGGACAAUGUGUCCUCUCUCUCCCUGCUGGACAUAUACAAACUGAGGUGUGCCAAGAGACAACUGGAGCCUGACACACCUGUCACAAGAUACUAUGAAAGACUAGCAGCUGUACAGGCCCGAGGUUCACAAGCAUCCCAUCAGGUGUUGCGGGACAUUGUGAAGGAGGUGCAGAAUGCCAUGGUGCCCAGAACAAUGCUGCGGGACUGGGCGCUCACCACCUAUCCCAACCCCACACACUACUGGACCUUCAGGAAGAUACUCACAGUGCAGCUGGCCCUGAUCGGCCUCAUGGAGUACCUGCUGCACCUGACCAAGCUGUACCCGGACAUGAUGUAUGUCCACCAGGACUCGGGGCUCAUCAACGUAGCUUACUUCAAGUUCAACAUUGAUGAUGCCAAAGGUGAACUGGAUGGAAACCGACCCGUUCCAUUCCGGCUGACCCCCAACCUGGCGGAGCUGGUGACGAGCAUCGGGGUGUCAGGUCCUUUCACAGCCUCCAUGGUGGCCACUGCACGCUGCCUGGCCACUCCGUCCUUCAAAGUCAGCGCCCUUCUCAGAGCAAUCAUGAGGGACGAGAUCAUUUCCUGGCACAAAUUCUCCUCCAUAUUCCGGCAGCAGCGGCACGAGGGAGCAGCCGUGGAGGGGGCGCAGGGGUCAGGCUCCAUGGAGGGUGAGGCGCUCAUUACACGGGUCAACAAGGCAGUGACGGCCAUCACCACACGCAUCCAAUCCCUGGCAUCCAGCGAUGGGGCAGACAACAAGGUGACCCAGUUGGUGCGCGCUGUGAACUGUGUGGACAACCUGUGCCGCAUGGACCCAGCGUGGCACCCCUGGCUCUAGAGGCCCGGUGCUGACGGCAGUAUUUUGUCCGGAACAUUUUCAUACAAAUUUUUUUUUUACUUAUUUAAUGCAAUUAAAUAAAUGUCUCAGCUAGCUGCUAGUUGAUGUACAAGUGACAUGAUUUGUAAAAAGACAAAUAGACUUACAAAACAAGAAUAUUUUCUUGAAUUUUCUCUUCAUUCCAUUCAUUUCUUUUUCACCAAAUUCAUAUGUUCUGUUUGUUUAGUACAUCUCAGUGAGGUAGACAUCCCAUGGUAGCAGGUGUGUUCCAAAAAGGAAUGCAGAACAAGUAACUUGUGCUGUACUAGAAGGAAAGAAUCAAGAGCUGCUUGAUUGAACUGUUAAAUCAGAAUAUAAUUUGUAUUCUUUCAUCUAACUAGAUUUUAUAUUUAUGUUUUGUAAAUGAAGUUUUAUAUAUAACUGCA
Eriocheir sinensis (Chinese mitten crab) is the source of this 12252-nucleotide messenger RNA. RefSeq names its product transformation/transcription domain-associated protein-like (gene Nipped-A). NCBI's taxonomy places the organism in Eukaryota, Metazoa, Arthropoda, Malacostraca, Decapoda, Varunidae. The record is from RefSeq and is a predicted model, not a curated record. The coding region runs from base 137 to 11827 and encodes 3896 amino acids. Gene Ontology annotation, molecular function: transcription coregulator activity; protein binding. Gene Ontology annotation, biological process: regulation of DNA-templated transcription; DNA repair. The transcript is spliced from 35 exons. Gene Ontology annotation, cellular component: NuA4 histone acetyltransferase complex; nucleus; SAGA complex.